AUGAAUUUUUUUUUUUUAAAUUUUUAUUUUUCAUUUUUUUUUUUUUCUAUUUUCUUUUUUUCAAAAAGUUUUAUUUUAAUUUAUUUUUUUUUUUUUUUCUCCUUUUUCUUCAACCUUUUUUCUUCUUUUUCUUCUUUUCUUUAUUUUCUUCUUUUCCUUUCUUCAUUCUUUCUUUUCUUCUUUUCCUUUCUUCAUUCUUUCUUUUUCUCUAUUUCUUUAACAGAAAUUCUUUCUUUCUUCUUUCCUUUCUUCAUUUUUUUUUCUCUAUUUUUUUUUUCUUUGAAAAAUGAUUUUAAAAAUGUUUUUUCUUCUUUUUCUUCUUUUCCUUUCUUCAUUCUUUAUUUUCUUCUUUUCCUUUCUUCAUUCUUUCUUUUUCUCUAUUUUCUUUUUCUCUUUUUUUCUCCUUUUUCUUCAACCUUUUUUCUUCUUUUUCUUAUUUUCUUUAUUUUCUUCUUUUCCUUUCUUCAUUCUUUCUUUUUCUCUAUUUUCUUUUUCUCUUUUUUCCUCCUUUUUCUUUUUUUUUCUUCAUUCUUUUUUCUCCUUUUUCUUCAACCGUUUUUCUUCUGUUUCUAA
Molecule: messenger RNA, 573 nt
Organism: Acanthosepion pharaonis
Lineage: Eukaryota; Metazoa; Mollusca; Cephalopoda; Sepiida; Sepiidae
Source: the annotation of a GenBank genome assembly